UAGAGAGUUCUGAAAAUGUUGCAUUAUAAAAAAAAAGAAACAAAACACUAAUAAUAUCAUCAGUUCUUCCGAAACAUACAAAUCGAUUUAUAUUAAAAAGACAAAUAACUGGUGUAGCAUGGACAGUUAUCCCUUUUUUGUAAACAAAAUACACGUAUUUUAGGAAGCCGUACGCUUACAUUUAGCUUAAAAAAGCAGACUUAAUUUCCUUCUGUAAACGUCUUCUUAAAAGCUUUUUAGAAAAGCAUCGAAAAUGAUUAAAGAUAAAGUUCUAAUUGUAAAACGCGAAUUUUACAUGCGAAACGUAAAACGAAAGUAGCAUGGCAUUUUCGGUCCCGUCUUUUCUUUCCUUUAGAACUUUGGGUACUUGUGAGUAGAAUGUCCAAACAGGAUCGGUGUUAUAGUUCUCUAUUUCAAAUCAAAUGAUAAUCACUUAAAUACUUAUAUUCUGUCCCUAUAAUACAUACACAGAUAUAUAUUAUUAUGUCUCAAUAAAAAUAUACAAAAUUUACAAAUGUUUUAUUCUUCAGUACAGUCUGGCGAAAAAAAUAAAAACACUGACGUACUUUUAAUUCGUUACUUCAGCUCCAAAGUGGAGAUGCAAUUCGUUUCAAAAUAACGACAACAGGGAGCAAUAACACCGACUCCAAUAUGUCACUUAAUGUCUUGUUAUAUUAGAAAAAGUGAACAAAUAACUAAAACAGGGUUGUUACACUUUCCCAUUGACUCCCAGGUUUGGUUUUCCAACAGACGUGCAAAAUGGAGACGUCAUCAGCGCAUGAAUCUCCUAAAACGCUCUUCACCUCCCCCGCAACCCUCGCAACAACAAACAACCCCACCUCGACCCUCUGCACCAUACGGAGACCACAGUAUCACCACCAGCACCACUUCCAACAUCACCUGCACAACCACCACUCCUGGCUCUCCGGGGGCCGCUUCCAUCCCUGGCUCUCCACAACCCUCCACCCUUUGCAACAAUACUACUCUAGUACGUCACCAUCAUCAUCUGCAUUCAGCAGCCUCCGGAGUGGGGCUGAGUCAGACGACGCAGCUUCUGCUACAGAUGGGCGGCGAAAAUAGCGCGUUCAAAUCUCUGCCUAACCACCGGAUGAUGCUGGCCGCCUCGACGGCUCACUCUGCUGCAUACGGGUACGCGUCAAACAGCUCGUCCGACUCGGAGGAGAUCAACGUAAAUGACCACACAGAUGACGAGGAAGAGGGACGCUCCAGGCUGCUGUCUCUCCAGCAGCGACCUCAGCUGGAGAAGCCGUCACCUGUAAGUCCC
This is a messenger RNA of Zootermopsis nevadensis, 1285 nucleotides long. The record is from RefSeq and is a predicted model, not a curated record. Lineage: Eukaryota; Metazoa; Arthropoda; Insecta; Blattodea; Termopsidae.